GGGCAAACUACCACUCCUAAAUCUGGUGUUGCAACCACUACAGAGAUGGUUGGGCAAACUACCACUCCCAAAUCUGGUGUUGCAACCACUACAGAGAUGGUUGGGCAAGCUACCACUCCUAAAUCUGGUGUUGCAGCUACUACAGAGAUGGUUGGGCAAACUACCACUCCUAAAUCUGGUGUUGCAACCACUACAGAGAUGGUUGGGCAAGCUACCACUCCUAAAUCUGGUGUUGCAACUACUACAGAGAUGGUUGGGCAAACUACCACUCCCAAAUCUGGUGUUGUAACCACUACAGAGAUGGUUGGGCAAACUACCACUCCCAAAUCUGGUGUUGUAACCACUACAGAGAUGGUUGGGCAAACUACCACUCCUAAAUCUGGUGUUGUAACUACUACAGAGAUGGUUGGGCAAACUAGCACUCCCAAAUCUGGUGUUGUAACUACUACAGAGAUGGUUGGGCAAACUACCACUCCCAAAUCUGGUGUUGUAACUACUGCUGAAUAUUCAACUGCCACACCAUCACACAAUUGUUCUUGGGAUUGUAAAUGCUUCGUUACCUGUCAAAAUCAAAAGUUACUUGCUGAAGGGGAAUUACCAUCUCGUUGCGGCACCGAGGCUGCGACUGAAUGCGACCUUUGCACUUGUGAGUCGGGCUAUAUCAAGGAUUCAAAGACACGCAAAUGUAUUCAGAUGGACACCGGCUGCAAUCGACGAUGUGUUUAUAACGGAAAAACCAUUGAGGAGGGUUCGUAUUUCUGGAGAGGUGAUUGUCAAUAUUGUCAAUGUUUGGAUGGGAAGGAGCAUUGCCAGAAUAAUGUGUGCAGAUUAUCCCAGGCUGCUUGUGAUGAAAUUGGACAAAGAUUUGUUGAAAUGCCAGGUACUUGUUGUUAUUGUGCUCCUUACAAUGUCACAAUCACCACAUCAACAUUGGCAACAACAAUCGCUUUUGUGACGUCAAACCCAACAACAGAAGUCAACAAUUGCAUUUAUGAUGGAGUAGAUUACAACCAACCAUCGCCACAUAACAUUUGGGAGAAUGGAUGCAACAUCUGCCGUUGUGAAAACAAUACCCAAGAAUGCAGCAAGGUUUGUAGAUUGGAGCAAUCUUCGUGUGGGGAUGGAGAGAUCUUGAUGAAUGAUCUAACUUCUGAUGAAUGUUGUGAAUGCGUUGCUCAAGUUUGCGAGGUUGAUGGGGUUUACAAAAAGUUUGGAGAAAGUUGGAAUGUUGAUGAUUGCGUGACUUGUUCGUGUGUCGAUUUCACAACGGGGGUUCAUUGUGAAAGUCGAGAAUGUAAUGCUACUUGUGAUGUCACACAGACAUUGGAACUCGUGGAGGGGGAAUGUUGCCCUAAAUGCGUUGAUCAAGCCCCAAGUUGUUCCCCUGUUGCGAUCCAACACGUCAUAAACCUUGAUGGUUGCGUCACAGAAGGAUCUGUUCAACUUACAGCUUGUGUUGGUAGUUGUGCUUCAAACGUCACAAUGAUUGAUUCUCCACCUUUUAUUCAGACGAAUUGUCAUUGUUGUAAACCCGAUGACAUCAGACAUCGAAAUGUCACGCUGACAUGCCCAGGUGGAAGAAUGGUUGAUCACAUGAUCCCUGAAAUAUUAUCGUGCGCAUGCGCAGAGUGCGCGUACGAACCUGCGAUUAAACCUACGCAGCCCGAUCAAAAUAAUUGAUCAUCUUAUAUGGAAAUAUAUGGAAACGACCGCUUCUUAUUAUCGACCUUGAUUUUUGCCUCGCCGCAGCCUUCGUACCUAUUCUAGAUAUUGCUCUAUAUACUACACCCCCCCCCGCUACAAAAAAGUUUUUUCUUUGCUGCGGCGAAUUAUCUUGUUUUACUUUUGUAGGAGUAGAAUUAGUUUUAGCAGUUCCAUUACAUGCAGUGUGCAAUUGGCGAAGUAGAACAAUCCGAAUACAAAUUGAUUAGUUUA
Molecule: messenger RNA, 1935 nt
Organism: Ciona intestinalis (vase tunicate)
Lineage: Eukaryota; Metazoa; Chordata; Ascidiacea; Phlebobranchia; Cionidae
Source: RefSeq, a predicted model, not a curated record